AUGGGUCCACCGAGGGAGGUUUCUUACAAACGACCCAACAACCUCACGCCAGGGUAUACCGUUUUAGUGCCGACUAUAUCUAAUAUCUACACAUACGUAUACUUAGUUCCGUCUUGCUACGUCUACGGACAGACAUACUGGAAACAACAGGCUUUAGCAUUUCUCUACGUCAGCUCCCGCGUAAUACUAGGCUCAUACCACCAACUGCCACCAACCGCACACCCAGUUGCUGUAUUCAAAGAUUGUGGAUACAGUGUGUUGUACAACAACCUCACACCCAGUUACUAUAUUCAAAGAUUGGGACAGGUUGUGCGUUGUACAACAACCGCACACUCCCGUUACUGUAUCAAAGAGUGUGGAUACAGGGUGUUGUACAACAACCGCACACCCCGUUACUGUAUCAAAGAUUGGGGAUACAGUGUGUUGUACAACAACCUCACACCCAGUUACUGUAUUCAAAGAUUGGGGAUACAAACUGCAACUGUGAUAGGCAUGACGACGACAGGUGCUGCCAGAUACCAGAAGAUCUUGUCUGAAAUCAAACCAAAGAUAGUGGUUGUUGAAGAAGCAGCAGAAGUUCUUGAGGGACAUAUUAUCACGACUCUGAGUCAGGGAUGUGAGCAUCUCAUCCUUAUAGGAGACCACAAACAGCUGAAGCCCAAUCCUAAUGUGUACAAGCUCGCUAAGAAGUACUGCCUCGACCUGUCCCUGUUUGAGAGAAUGAUAAAUAACGGUGUGCAGUGUAACACUCUGGAGAUCCAACACCGGAUGAGACCGGAGAUAUCCAGUCUCAUGACACACAUCUACCCAAAUCUCAAAGAUGACGAAUCAGUUAAGGCAUUUCCUAACAUUAUGGGUGUGUCUCAAAACCUGUUCUUCUUAACACACAAUCAUCCAGAGAAGCAUGACACGGAAAUGGUGAGCCAUUCCAAUGAGUUUGAGGCAGCAUAUGUGAAGGAAUUCUGUUUGUACUUGCUGAAGCAAGGAUAUGAUCGAUCACAGAUUACUGUUCUCACUACAUAUUCCGGACAAUUGUUGGCAUUGAAGAAGCUAAUGCCAAAGGAUGUCUUUGGUGGAGUCAGAGUGACUGUUGUUGAUAACUUUCAGGGUGAAGAAAAUGACAUCAUUUUGCUCUCACUAGUGCGAAGUAAUGAGGAAAACAGCGUUGGUUUCUUAAAAAUAGAAAACAGAAUUUGUGUUGCCCUUUCUCGUGCAAAGCAUGGCCUCUUCGUUAUUGGAAACUUUGACCUUCUAUCUGAAAACAGCGAACUCUGGAAAGCUUUAGUCAGGGACUGUAGAACCAAUGAACAAAUUGGUCCAGGUUUAAAAUUGUUCUGUCAGAACCACCCUAAAGAUGCUGGAUUUGUAGCGACAAAAGGAGACGACUUUAAAAAGGCACCAGAAGGAGGGUGUAUGAAGCCUUGCGAGUUCAGGCUUGAAUGUGGCCAUGUCUGUACUCGCCCCUGUCAUCCAUACGAUCGAGACCAUGCAGAGUACCAGUGCAACAAGCCGUGUACGAAAGUGAUUUGCGAAAAUAGCCACCAGUGUACAAGGAGAUGUUUUCAAGAGUGUGGAAAAUGUAUGGUGAAAAUCGAGAAAAUUGUCCCAAUAUGCCAACAUAAGCAAAUGAUUGAAUGCCAUCUUGAUCCAAGAAAGUUCUCUUGCAGAGAAAACUGCAACAAAAUACUGCCUUGUGGCCACAAAUGUGGAGUUCUGUGUGGAUCUACUCAUCAAUGUACUGAAUGGGUGAAGAAAACAUUUGACUGUGGUCACUCAGCUGAUGUACGAUGUGAGCGCCAGCAUACAGCAAAAUGUAAUAAGAAGUGCACCACUAAACUGCUGUGUGGUCAUGGUUGUAAAGGAAACUGUCAGAUUUGUCAUAAUGGAAAGCUUCACAAAAGCUGUUCACAAAACUGCAGCAGAAUCCUGGUGUGUGGUCACGAGUGUACCAGCACGUGUUCAAACUGUCCACCAUGUGAGAAGGUGUGUGAGAAUCGGUGUCCGCACAGCAAGUGCUUCAAGAAGUGUGGAGAGUUAUGUGUGCCAUGCAUGGAACCAUGUGGCUGGGUCUGUCGACACCGUCGGUGUGUAAAGAAAUGCAGCGAGCCAUGCAACAGAGAUCCGUGUAACCAGCCGUGCGAAAAACCUCUUCGCUGUGGUCAUCAGUGCAUCGGUAUGUGUGGAGAACCUUGUCCCAGGUUAUGUCGCGUCUGUAACAAGGAAGAGGUGACUGCCAUUUUUUUCGGAACAGAAGAUGAAGAAGAUGCUAGAUUCGUCGAGCUGGAGGACUGUGGCCAUGUUGUAGAGGUUUCGGGUCUCGACCACUGGAUGCAAAGUCAAACCCACACAGACGGCAAUGCCGAGCAGGCUCUGCAACUGAAAACGUGUCCAAUUUGUAAGACUGUUAUUCGUCAGAACAUGAGGUAUGGAAAACUUAUCAGAGAACGACUACGAGACAUUGAACAGGUGAAGAGACGUGUUUUGGGUAGCAAACACAAGAUUAGACAACUUGAGCAGGAAAUUCAAAUUCAAAUUCAAAUCCAUAUUAGCACCAACAAAUACAACGAGAGGAAAGAAAUAUAUGAGCAUGGUUACAAUAACAGCGAAACAGGUCUAACAGCCAUUUUAAAUCAGCUUGAGUUUUUGAGUAAAAUCGAAAACAUGAUUAGUAAAUUCGAGAAGUUUAAUGCUGCGACAGCCUUGUUAAGAAUACACGUGAAGCUUUACCUUGCAGACUUGGAACGUUUUCGUCAAUGGAUAUUGGCUAAAAAGGCAGUUGUAUUGAGCGAACAAGAGGUGUCUGAUGCCCAAAGAGAACUAGAACGCUAUAAUGCAGCUCUUGGAAUCCUCAGGAUGGAAAAGAUUUUGAAGGACAAAAAUAUUCAACUGGAUUCAGUGCUGGAGGAAAAACUCCAGAGAGUGAAACGCUAUGUAGGUGGGAAGAGACCGUAUUUACCAGAAAGACAGCAGUAUGUGAAGACAGUGGUGGACGAGAUUAAAAAGCUGGCUCCGGACUCUGGGUUGGGAAUCAGUGAUGCUGAACGAGUUUCCAUAGUAAAGGCGAUGGGUCUUUCAACUGGACAUUGGUUUAAAUGUAAAAAUGGUCACAUCUAUGCUAUUGGUGAUUGUGGUGGAGCCACGGUAGAAUCUAGGUGUCCGGAAUGUAAUGCAGCUAUCGGCGGGGGAGACCAUCGAUUGAGGUCCGACAAUGCUCUUGCAACAGAGAUGGAUGGCGCCAGACAUGCUGCCUGGUCUGAACAGGCUAAUCUAGGAAACUUUCUACUGGAUGACCUAAUAUAACAACUGAUAACUAGUUAUCUUGCUGUAUGGGAGUCUGACGAAAUGUUCCGGUAUACACAGUGACCGAUUACACAGAUAUCUGUUUUCGCUGGACAGGACUUAGAGAUGAUGCCAGUUUCGACACAAAUCCAGAUUUCACAGAUACCGGUUUAGACAGAGUGCACUAUAUAGUUUUCAGCUUUUAAAAUAUCACUUUAUCUCAGAAAGGCAUCUUCUAACGUUUAUAGUCCAUAGCAUGGCUAUUUUAAUAUGUAUAGUUCAUAUAAUAUCAGUGGUGGUGUUCGUCUAAUAGUUACGAUUCAUGUAAUAGUAAGUAUUUUGCUAAUGUUUAUAAUCCAUUGUAUUUAACUAUGGUACAUGUUUAUAGUUACCAUCUUUUAAACGAUCACAUCAGCUUAUCUCUGUAAGUAGUAUUUCUUAUUCUAAGCACAAUCGUGUAUUCUGUGUUUUAUUAACUUCCAAUUUCGAUGUGUUUUCUAGUAGUACGGAGCUUUCAGAUAAUAUUAUAUUGGUAUGCUAUCUUCAAAUGUUUAUAAUCUAUUUAAUAAUGUGAAUAUUCUGAUGUUUAUAAUUCAUGCAAUAGUGCUGAUUUCCUUAUAUUUGUAAUCUAUAAAAUAAUGUUAGUCUUCUAAUGUGUUUAAUCCACGUGAAAGUAAUAAUGUGGCCAUUCUAAAUGUUAAUAAUUUCUGUAAUAGUGUGGAUCCUACAUGGAAUAUUCUGAGGUUUAUAACCCAUGUGAUAGCGUGUAUGUUUUAAUAUUUAUAAUUGUUAUUGCAUUACUAGUGUCGUUCGUCUAAUAUUUAUAAUUAAAGUAAUAUUGGGGAUUUUCUAAUGUUCAUAAUUAUCUGUUUGCAAAUCAUGUAAUGGUGUGGAUUUUCUGUUUAUAAGUCGUGCACUAGUGAGAACUUUUUAAUGGUAGUAAUCCUUGUGAUACUGUGGAUUUUCUGUUUAUAAACCGUGUAACAGUAUGGAUCUUUUAUAUUUUAAACAAAUUGAUUAAAGUAACUGUUAAAAUGUUUAUUGGUCACCAGUCCUUGUAGAGUCGGGUUUUGUUUUGUUAAUUGUUAUGUUUCUCUCCACUAGAUAAUGAAAACAAACAUCCACGUCAAAAUAAUUACAUUGAAAAAGAAUAGGCAUUCCUCCCAUAACCUAGGCACUGCAGUUCACAAUUGAACAAGGUAGUUUAUGGCGUGAAAUACGUGGCUGUCUGUUUUAUAUAUAUAUAUAUAUAUAUUAUAUGCUUUGAAAAACUUCAAAGAUACAUUAUAUAAUAAUCUGUGUAAUGCACGGCUAUAGAUAGUUAUAUGCGUAUUUGUCUUGCUAUGUUUUCUACCUACCUGUCUGUCUGUCUGUAUGUCUGUCUAUCGGUAUGUCUGUCUCGGUCUCUAUAUAUAUGUAUAUUCAUCUAUCUAUCUAUCUGCCUUCUAUCUGUCUGUCUGUCUAUCUGUCUAUCUAUCGAUUUAUCUAUCCAUCUAUCCAUCUAUGCAGGUAGCAUACAUUUAUACUAAAAUAUUUAAUAAAACUAUUAGCAAUUCGAUUGAUGUAUACAUGUCAUGUAAAUGGUGUAUAAUGUACACAUGAAUUUGGAUUUAAUACUUAGUACUGAUUGGGGUUUUUUCACCAAUAACUCAUAUUCUGCUCAAUUUAUCAUCUUUUAGACGAUCAUUUCAGGUUAUACCUAUAGCUAGUAUUUCUUAUUCAAGGCACAAUCGUGUAUUAUGUGUUUAAUUUCCAAUUCCAAUUUGUUUUCAAGUAGUACCGAGCUUUCAGAUAAUAUUAUAUUGAUAUGCUAAUUUUAAAUGUUUAUAAUCUAUGUAAUAAUAUGAAUAUUCUGAUGUUUAUAACAAUUCUUGCAAUAGUGCUGAUUUCCGUAUAUUUGUAAUUUAUAAAAUAGUGUGUCUUUUUUAAUGUGUUUAAUCCAUAUGACAGUGAGAAACGUCUGUUUAUAAGCCAUGUAAAAGUGUAGAUCUACUAAUUUUUAUAAUUCGUGUGCUAAUGGGGAUAUUCUAAUGUUUAUAAAUCAUGUGAUAGUGCGGAUUUUCUAAGGUUUAUAAUCCAUGUAAUAGUGUGGAUAUUCUGACAGUGUGGAUAUUCUGACGUUUAUAGUCCAUGUAAAAGUGUAGAUAUUCUAAUGUUAAUAAUCCAUGUAAAAGUGUAGAUAUUCUAAUGUUAAUAAUCCAUGUAAUAGUGUGGAUAUUCUAAUGGUAAUAAUUUGUGUAAAAGUGUGGAUAUUCUGACGUUUAUAAUCCAUGUAAAAGUGUGGAUAUUCUAAUGUUUAUAAUCCAUGUAAGAGUGUGGAUAUUCUAAUGUUUAUAAUCCAUGUAAAAGUGUGGAUAUUCUCAUGUUUAUAUUCCAUGUAAAAGUGUGGAUAUUCUAAUGUUUAUAAUCCAUGUAAAAGUGUGGAUAUUCUAAUGUUUAUAAUCCAUGUAAAAGUGUGGAUAUUUUAAUGUUUAUAAUAUCUGUAAUAGUGUGCAUCCUACAUGGAAUUUUCCGAGGUUUAUAAGCCAUUGUUUACUGUUUACUGUUUACUGUUUAUAAUUAAAGUAAUAUUGGGGAUUUUCUAAUGUUCAUAAUAUGUGUUUGCAAAUCGUGUAAUGGUGUGGAUUUUCUGUUUAUAAGUCGUGUACUAGUGAGAACUUUCUAAUGGUUGUAAUCCAUGUAAUGCUGUGGAUUUUCUGUUUAUAAUCCAUAUAACAGUAUGAACAAACUGAUUAAAGUAACUGUUAAAAUGUGUAUUGGUCACCAGUCCUUGUAGAGUCGGGUUUUUGUUUUGUUAAUUGUUAUGUUUGUCUCCACUAGAUAAUAAAAACAUCCACGUCAAAAUAAUUACAUUGAUAAAGAAUAGGCAUUCCGCCAUAACCUAGGCACUGCAGUUCACAAUUGAACAAGGUAGUUUAUGGCGUGACAUACGCGGAUGUCUGUUUUACUUAUAUAUAUAUAUAUAUAUAUAUAUAUAUAUAUAUAUAUAUAUAUAUAUAUAUAUAUAUAUAUAGCUUUGAGAAAAACUUUAUAUAAUAAUAUGUGUAAUGCACGGCUAUACAUAGCUAUAUGCGUAUUUGUCUUUCUUUGUUUUCUAUCUGUCUGUCUGUCUGUCUGUCUAUCUGUUUGUCUGUCUAUCGGUAUGUCUGUCUUGGUCUCUGUAUAUAUGUAUAUUCAUCUAUCUAUCUAUCUAUCUAUCUAUCUAUCUAUCUAUCUAUCUAUCUAUCUAUCUGUCAAUCUGUCCAUCUAUCUAUCUAUGCAGGUAGCAUACAUUUAUACUAGAAUAUUUAAUAAGACUAUUAGUAAUUCGAUUGAUGUAUACAUGCCAUAUAAAUGGUGUAUAAUGUAGAAAUGAAUUUGGAUUUAACACUUGGUGUUGAUUGUGUUUUUUUCACCAAUAACUCAUAUUGUGCUCAAUUUACCAUCUUAUAGACGAUCAUUUCAGGUUAUACCUGUAGCUAGUAUUUCGUAUUCUAGGCACAAUCGUGUAUUCUGUGUUUAACUUCCAAUUCCAAUUUGUUUUCUAGUAGUACCGAGCUUUCAGAUAAUAUUAUAUUGAUAUGCUAACUUUAAAUGUUUAUAAUCUAUCUAAUAAUGUGAAUAUUCUGAUGUUUAUAAUAAUUCAUGCACUUGUGCUGAUUUCCUUAUAUUUGUAAUCUAUAAAAUAGUGUUAAGUCUUCUAAUGUGUUUAAUCCAUGUGGCAGUGAGAAUCGUCUGUUUAUAAGCCAUGGAAAAGUGUAGAUCUACUAAUUUUUAUAAUUCAUGUGCUAAUGGGGAUAUUCUGAUGUUUAUAAAUCAUGUGAUAGUGCGGAUUUUCUAAGGUUUAUAAAUCAUGUGAUAGUGUGGAUAUUCUAAUGUUUAUAAAUCAUGUGAUAGUGCGGAUUUUCUAAGGUUUAUAAUCCAUGUAAUAGUGUGGAUAUUCUGACGUUUAUAAUCCAAGUAAAAGUGUGGGUAUUCUAAUGCUUAUAAUCCAUGUAACAGUGUGGAUAUCCUGAUGUUUAUCGAUUAAUGUAUACAUGUCAUGUAAAUGGUGUAUAAUGUACACAUGAAUUUGGAUUUAAUACUUGGUGUUGACUGGAGGGUCUUUUCGUCAAUAAUUCAUAUUUUGCUCAAUUUAGAAUUUUCACCAUAUUAUACAAUUGUACAUACAAUUGUGUAUAUUUAGAUUUCAGUUAUCUAAUUUUAAUGUUUUCGAAUGUUGUAAUUUACAAUAAUAAUACAAAAGCAACUCUUCUAAAAUAUAGGACUAUUUGUUCGAACUGUUUUGCUAAAGUAUGAUAGGCCUACUGACCAUGUUUAGUAAAUUCCACUCUAAGUACUGGUAUACCGCGAUAACGCUCUACGCCAUUCAUACAGUGUGUAAAACGGUUUUGGUGUUUAUCAUCGUAUGAACGUCAAACAUAUAACGUUCAAUUCGUAAAUAAAUUAGGCUAUCAAUGGCAACAUCAGCAUUGUUAAUGUUCACUUUAAAAUAGAGGUGGAGAGUUAAAACAGGUCGUAAACUCCAGUGUUAAAACAGCUCGUAAACUCCAGUGUUAAAACAGCUCGUAAACUCCAGUGUUAAAACAGGUCGUCCGCGGUGCACGAGCCGGAGGAUGAAACCUCCUCGGUGGAUCCAUUCUCUGAUUGGGUUUGCCCGUUCCAACCAAUGACCCACCCCAAACAAAAAAUCCUAGCUACGGUCAUGGUAUUAUCUGAUGUUUUACAUUCAUUAGCCGAUGAUUACUAAAUCGAUGUGCUCUAGUGGUGUCAUUAAACAAACCAAACUUUAACUAAUAUAUGAAAAACAUUAAAGUUUGGUAGUAAGUUUAUGAAAACCUUCCCCUCCCCACUUUAAUGUUUAACAACUCCCCAACAUCAAAACGCAUCGAUAAUUGUGUAUCAAAUGGCUGGUAACGAACGAUUUUUUUAACAACACCCCAGUACAAAAAGGGCAUCGGCUACUGGGAUGGAACACACUAAAUAUGGUAACUAUUAUUCUGGACCGGCCUCGGUGGCGUCGUGGUUAGGCCAUCGGUCUACAGGCUGGUAGGUGCUGGGUUCGGAUCCCAGUCGAGGCAUGGGAUUUUUAAUCCAGAUACCGACUCCAAAUCCUGAGUGAGUGC
This is a messenger RNA of Gigantopelta aegis, 8384 nucleotides long. RefSeq names its product NFX1-type zinc finger-containing protein 1-like. Gene Ontology annotation, biological process: regulatory ncRNA-mediated heterochromatin formation. Gene Ontology annotation, cellular component: nuclear RNA-directed RNA polymerase complex. The record is from RefSeq and is a predicted model, not a curated record. Lineage: Eukaryota; Metazoa; Mollusca; Gastropoda; Neomphalida; Peltospiridae. Gene Ontology annotation, molecular function: helicase activity. The coding region runs from base 1 to 3300 and encodes 1099 amino acids. The transcript is spliced from 4 exons.